UGCAUUUUCCUCUUUGUCUUUUUUGCAAUGCUUUUGCUGGACACUGUUCAAUAAAUCAACUGGUAACGGCUCUGCUCUAUUUUUGUGGAUUUGCUCUCAACAGUUGGCUCUAAUUGGAAAUAAAAGACCUGGAAAGAUAGCUUUUUGGCCAAAGAAGAGAGGGUUACUCCCAUCAAAUUUUUGACUCAACAUUUGGUGCUGCGAGGACGGGAGAACCGGGUGCGUCUCCACUUUGUACUCCAGAGUAAACGACAGAUGCAAACUGAGGUACGGAAGCUUGAUCAGCUGUGCCCGUAGCCCCGUUGACCCACCACCAUCACAUUCUCAGGCAAUGAGAUAAUUCUUCCCAAUCAGCAUGACCUUUGAUCAGUCUGAGGAGCCCAGCUGGCCGGCCCCACCUAGUACACCUUGUGCUGGUGUGCCAGAAGCAGUGAUGACACCCUGGGGAGACAUAAGAGAUCCUGUGGUGCAAGAAUUCUUCAUUUAUAUGUCGUUUGAAACCUUUCGAGCUGAAAUACAGAAGCUGCCAGCAGCGUGGGCCCACAAAUUGUGGCGGAAGCGAAAGUUCCUGAAGUCCCCUGGCAAUUAUGGCCAUAAAAAAGCAGCACCAUCUGAGCUACACCGAGAAAGAGAGCAGAAUGUUGAGCGCCUCAUUCGCCAUAACUUCAUGUGGCAGAUGGGUUACCUGAAAGCCAGAUAUGAAAUGGAAGAGAUUAAGAUGCAGAAUGCACAGUCCUGCAAGAGCAAUGCUGCUUUGGAACGUGAGCUGACUCGUCUGAAGGGUCAGGCGAGAGAGCUUGAGAAGAGAUGGGAUUUCUUGAAUAAGAUGUUAGCUGUUGCUAGAGCUAUUAUCAAGGAACAAGCCAGUGUUAACCAAAGGCUCACUGCUGAGAGGGAUAAGCUGAAGGCGAUCAACGACCAACUCAAGACCAACCUGAAAAAAGAAGAAAAAGGAGAAAUCGCCACUGGGGCUCAUAUGUAAUCAUGAAAUUAUGAUUGAACAGAAAGGAGGAAAAAUAAAAAAAGCCAAAAUCUUGUUCUGAAUCAUGUCUUUAUAUGAUUUAUCUUUCAAUAGAUGUGCUGCAGUUUAGUCUUUGGUUUGUAAUAAUAAUCAAUUAGUUUUCCUAGUCUUAGCUUAGGUUUGUCUUGCAUGCAUAUUAUACACUUUUAUAUACAUUAUGUGUUACACUUUUAUACUGUGCUGUGCUUGCACCCCCCCCCCCUUCCUUGCACAGCAACUGCUUGUAUUUCAUUUAUAUUAUUUGAAGUACUCUUUAGAGCUUGCUAAAAUAUAUAGACAUGACAUAAUAGCUCACCCAUUUAAUUUAGUUUUGCACAAUUUUUUAAGUGAUUUCUUUUGAAUGUUUUUGAUGGAUGUGGUACCCAACAAAGGGUACCAUAGGAAGUAAAUGUGGGAUUUUUUUUGGUAUGUUUUUCUAUACUAGUUUUUAUGUUUUUACACAACUUUUGAUAUGUUUUUAUAUACUGUUUUUGAUGGGAUUUAUACUGCCUUUAAUAACUUUAAAUCAAGAAGUUUUCAGUAAUAAUCAUUAUAAGAAUACUGUGGAUUAUUGAAAUGUUUGAUUAUUCAGUUAAAACACUACUGAUUUUGUUGUAUGUCUGUCUGAUUGAUUUAUACUUAUUCCGGAUAAGUUUAUGUUAUCAUUUAAUUGCAUUUAUAAAAAGAAAUUCUGUUUUUGUUGUGACUCAUUCUGGGGAUGGUUGUGCAGGUGCAGGUCAUAAAUCAAAAAGAUUUGAAAGUUUUCAAAGGCCAUCUGGGUUUGGGAAAAUUUUCCAUAAUGUCAUUUUUUUUACAGAUGAGGUAAUGAAGCUGUCAAAGAAAUGCUGAGUAAGCAUCACGUGAAGGCUCGUGUGAGUGGAAAGAUACCAAGAAGAGCUGGAUAAAGAUAAUAGGUCAAGCAAUCCUGUCCAUAAAGCUGAGGCCACUUUGGCAUCAUAUUCCAUAAAGUGUUAUAAAAAGGCUAAGAUUCUAAAUCAAAGCAAGUAAAGAUAUUUAAAAUGUGUAAUUAUUCUUUAUUCAUUUGGGCUAAAACUGGGAAGCAAUUAGUACUAAAAGAUACAAUAAAUAACAGAUAUGAUAAAGAUUUAAAGGUGCUUAGAAGACCCUUUGAGUGAUAAAUAGCAACUCUCAGAAGCCCAGAGAGCUUUUUCGCUGCCUCCUUCUAUCACCUGUGAACCUGUGACCUGCAUCAACCCCUGGGGGAGCUUCGCUGUUUCCUCUUUAUCUUUUUUCCAUGCUUUUGCUGGAUACUUUGUUCAAUAAAUA
Messenger RNA from Archocentrus centrarchus (flier cichlid), 2287 nucleotides. RefSeq lists its product as uncharacterized. Bases 356 to 982 code for a protein of 208 amino acids. The transcript is spliced from 2 exons. NCBI's taxonomy places the organism in Eukaryota, Metazoa, Chordata, Actinopteri, Cichliformes, Cichlidae. The record is from RefSeq and is a predicted model, not a curated record.